This is a messenger RNA of Saprolegnia parasitica CBS 223.65, 687 nucleotides long. RefSeq lists its product as hypothetical. NCBI's taxonomy places the organism in Eukaryota, Oomycota, Saprolegniomycetes, Saprolegniales, Saprolegniaceae. Bases 1 to 687 code for a protein of 228 amino acids. The record is from RefSeq and is a predicted model, not a curated record. The transcript is spliced from 5 exons.
AUGGUGUUCGGCGCGCAGGCCACCGAGAAGGCGCCGACGAUCGGCGCGCGCCGGCCCAUGACGGCCAGCACCAUCGACCGCGCGCCACCCGCACAAACAAGCGUCGCGCGGCCCGAGUCCGCGUGCUUUGCCAAGCUCCGGUGUCACAUGGCACGCCGUCCACCACCGCCGCACACGCUAGCGCGGGCGGCCGAGCACCAAGCGGCGUCGCAAGCCUACCUGCGGCGGUCGGCGGCGAAGAAGAAGCUCGACGACCAAGCGUUCGCAGAGCAGCUCCACCUCGAGCAGCAACAGAUGAAAGACCGGCUCAUCACCAAGAUCGAACAAGCCAACGCACGGACCAAGUACCUUGACACCGACCGCGUUUACUCGCUCGUGCAGGAUGUCUAUGGGCAGUAUGCAAUUGGUGCACAGCGAAGUGGUGAUGCCCGCUUCCGCGUCCUCGACCUCGAUGUCUUUGAACGCGAGUAUCGGCGGCUCGUGACCACGUCGCGCCUCGAAGCUACCGGCAGCUGCGGGGACUUGACCGUCUUGCGGCGCCAUCCUCCGCACAGCGACCACAUGCGCAAGUCGCUGGUGCACAUAAUGAAUGCCACGACGCAGCUCGCCGAAGCGCUCGACGAACAGCUCCUCGCGAUGCAGCGCAAGGGCUGGAACACAUCGGCCAUGGGACAUCAUGAAUCGUAG